Molecule: messenger RNA, 810 nt
Organism: Saccostrea echinata
Lineage: Eukaryota; Metazoa; Mollusca; Bivalvia; Ostreida; Ostreidae
Exons: 6
Coding region: 1-810 (269 amino acids)
Source: RefSeq, a predicted model, not a curated record
AUGGCGUCUGGAGGAGUAGAAGCAAAAGUAUAUGUAGUUUCGGCCUCGCAAGAAAGGAAAACAGACAAAAGAGAAUAUCGGUUGACCGUAGUAUUCGACAACACGACUAAGGAGAUGAAGCAAAUGACAUUCCCUCUAAAAUUUAAAGAUCAUCUCCUGACGGGGAAAUUUUACCUGAUUAAGGCUGUCAGCAUAGGCGACACUAUUCGCCUAUACGAAACUUCCCGGGUAUUCGAGUGUGGAAAAUUUCCACUUGAAAUGGAUAAAAUUAAGAAGUACCUAAACCCUCCUGAACUUUCAGUAGAACAAGUGUUGGAAUCUCCACAAAAGUCAACAGUCAGUGUGAAAGGAAUCCUCCGUAAUUACACAGACAUACUUACAUCACCUAACAGUCAGAGAAGGGAAAUUACAUUGGAGUCCUUGCAGGGUGCAAGAAAAGUUGUCUGCAAGCUCUGGGGGGAAUGCGCAAAGUAUGAAAUGCCUCCAGUGGACACAAUAAUAUCGGCAACAAAUGUUCAAGUGGAUCAGUGGAGAGGAGAAAUCUGUCUUAAUUCCAGUGUGUUAACACGUUUGAAGGAAACUCAAGAAGAAGGCAAGUUCCAAGGAGAAGUUGAAGCGUUGGAGGUUUCUGAAAACUACAGUUACAUCAUAGUGAAUGGGAUGACACUCAAGAUCCGUACAGAUAUGAUACAGACCAUCUUUGAAGGUUUGACCUUCAAAGAGAACAUCAGUGUGAAAGGAUCUGUGAAAGGCACCACUGUAGUGGAUAUCCAGCGCUUCAAUCCUGCCAAAAAGACAAAGAAAGAAUAG